ACAAUAAAAUCGCUCCUUAAGGUUGUAACCUGUGACGUCAUUGGUCAGCAGGAUCUGCCCUCCUAUUGGCUGGAUAAUUUGACAGGAGUGUUAUUCAGAGAUAGUCGGCGCGAGCAGAAACACGCGGCUGCAACUGAGGGAAGAGAACUAGUUGAGCACGAGCUAAGGAACUCUGAGGGGGCGGAGUCAAAUCCAGAACACAAAAACAGAUUUACCACCAACAGUUAAAAGCAGAACGACAGCAGGAAAUUUUGAAUAUGAACGAAGGUUAAAAGCAAAACAUAAAUUCUCAAAUAAUUUGUUGUUACAAUGCUCCUAGUUAAAGUAGAGAAUCUCAUUCUGCACCCCAUCGUCAUUGAUCGAAACAAUGGACGGAACCGCUUGGUCUUAUUUUGAAACAUAAGCGGAAGUCGUCGCAUGCGGAGUUGUGGAGGUGUCACCGGCUGAGGGAGAAGGUAGGAACAGAGAAGAGGGCAGGUCACGCGCCCGAGAAGAGGUACAAGAAGAGGAGAGAAGAAACAGAACAAUCAGAAGUAAAAGAAAAGAGCUUUCUUUUCACAAAGCUGUCAAUCAAGCGAGCCCCGCCCUCUAAGGAUGGAUGGAAGCGGAGCUGCAGGAAAUCCCAGCGCUGCCUCGUCUAGCUCACUUCCUGGCCUUGCUGAUGAGGGGAUGCUGCCUCCCACCUCCAGCACAGAGGAGGGAGACCAUCAGUGCAGAGAGUCCGCCGUUCUGUCCAGGUCUCACAGUCUCCUGACUCCAGCAGAGAAAGCAGACCUUCCAGACCAUCAGCAUACCACCACAGAUGAACCAACACCAGGAGAAUCGUCUUCCUCUAAAGAUCAGCCAACUCCUCAACAACCCUGUCCGGGUAAACCUGAGCAAGCAAAGCCAGAUCUUUGUCCUGCACGGCAAGAACUGGAAGACUGUCUUCCAACACAAGGACCGUCUUCACCAAAAGAGAUUGAAGACACUUUAGGCAUUCUUUGUAAAGACCAGAAGAAUCCAGAGUGUCUUCCUGGACCAGAACACAACGAGGAUCUAAGUCAAGCUGUGGACCACCAAAACCAGAAGCAUCUGUGCCUCACUGACCAAAUAGCUGCAAAGGAGCAGCUUCCCUGUUCCUUUGUGGAGUUAAGUGACGAGGAGAAGAAGCUCAUUCUGGAGGACCAGCAGGAACCUGCUACUGAGAACCAACAGGACUGUGUCAACACCAUCCAGCCUCCUGCUCCAGCUCAGGCCUCCGCCCUGGCUCCUCCGGCCCCACCUCUCACCAUCGAGGCGUUCUGUGACCAGGUGGGACCUCGCCCACCUCCCUCUCCUUCAGGUGAGCCCAAACUGUGUGGUUACCUGCAGAAGCAGGGGGGCCCGCUGAAGUCCUGGAAGCAGCGCUGGUUCACCUACGAAGAGAAGAAGAACCAGCUGUUCUACUACCGCACGGCGCAGGAUGUGAUGCCGCUCGGCCAGGUGGAGCUCAGCGGCGCCAUCUUCACCUACCCGCUGAAGGCAGAAAGGGGCACCUUCCACAUCCAGACACCUGAACGCACCUUCAUUCUGAAGGCUGUGACCCAGGAGCUCAUGCAUUACUGGCUGCAGCAGCUGCAGGUGAAGCGCUGGCAGCACAGGCAGACCUCCGCCUGCGCAGACACAGCGAACAACAACAACAACAACACUGCUGCAGAGGACUUCCUGCCUACCUUUAAAAGCCCUUGGGGUCUGGUUGGGGAGGAGGCGGCUAACACUCAGACACAGCGAACACCACUCUCCAACAUGUCCCUCAAACACCCUCUGAUUGAAAUCCAAAACUCGGUCCACUCUUUGAGGAAGAGAUCCUCUCAGGAGGGGAGUCAGAGCAUAUUCCACGUCAGCGCUUCAGAGUGGACUCAGCCCAGUUCUGCAGACAGCAGCAACACUGCAGAAGCUCCUGUUGAGGCUCCUCCUCCUCCCGUUCCUUUAGCAGCUGAUUCAGCAGUUCAGGUGCCUUCUGAACCUGGAAGGGCAUCACCAUCACUGCAGGAUGGAGGAAGCAGGAGGACAAAGACUUGCAGCUCGUCCACCAUGCCAAUCCGUCGCAGAGACACCGUGUCCUCAUUCUCGGAGCGGACGUGCCGCCUACAGCAGGAGAAGAAGAUGCUGAUGGAGGAGGUCAAAGCUCAGAAGGAACUGGUCUGGAUCCUCCAUAAAGCCCUGGAGGCAUCUCAGCUGGAGAAACGAGCAUGUGCAGAGUUUUUGGCAGUAAACGAUGAGCAGGAGCGCCUGGAGCUGCUGCGACACCGUGAGCGGCAUGCGGCCGACCUCCAGAGACGGCUGGAGGAGGCGAACAUGAAGGCAGAGGUUCUGAGGAACAGCCUGGCUGAGAAAGAUGUGCAGCUGGCUGAGCUGCAGGCCAGCAUCAAGACGCUUACAGAGAAGAACCAGGCCAAGCAGCAGGUGAUUGUGAAGCUGUCGGAUCAGGUGACCUCCUGCCUGUCUGACUCCCGAAGCAAAGAUCCCUCAUCUUGUGAACCUCCAACUUCGAGGGAGCUUCUGCAAAAGAUUGACAAUCUGAAGGACGACAUCGAGGCGUACAAGACUCAGAACAAAUUUCUGAACUCAGAAAUCUACCAGUUGACCAAACUGUGGAGGAAGAGCUCUGAGCAGGAGAAGAGCCUGAUGGUGAAGUGUGCCUACUUGGAGGCCACCAACUGCCAGGUUGAGAGUCGUUAUUUGGGUGUCCUGCGGAAGCUGCAGGAGACCAAAUCCUUGGAUCCAGACCAGCGGGAGGCUGUGCAGAAAAUGAUCGAGGAGGCUCUUAGAGGAGAGCUGGACUCUGGCUCCAAGCUCAGUGCGGACAGGGAUCAUGAUGCAUACGGCUUUAAGAUCAUCCCAGACUAUGAAGUGGAGGACAUGAAGCUGCUGGCAAAGAUCCAGGCUCUGGAAAUCCGUUCACACAACCUGCUGAACCAGGAGGGUACUGAGCACCCCCAGCUGAGCCGUUGGGCGCAGUUCCUGGCUGGCAGGUCACAAGACGACCUUUGCCCCUCACCAGAGCUCAAAACUCUGCUCCGCAGCGGCGUUCCUCAGGAGUAUCGAUCGAGGGUAUGGCGCUGGAUGAUCCGAGCCAGAACCAGAACGAUCUGGGAGCACCACCCACAGCUCUACGAGCAGCUGUGUGAGAAGAGUAGAACAUUUCCUCACCCGGCCACCCGGCAGAUCCAACUGGACCUUCACCGCACUUUAACCACUAAUCAGCACUUUUCCUCACCAUCAAGCCCCGCCCUCCAGGAGCUCCGCCGCAUUCUGCUGUCAUUCUCUUGGCACAACCCAACUGUUGGAUACUGCCAGGGCCUCAACAGGUUGGCGGCCAUUGCUCUGCUCGUUCUGCAGAAUGAAGAGGACGCCUUCUGGUGUCUGUUAGCUGUGGUUGAAACCAUCAUGCCUGAAGAUUACUACACCAAAAACCUGAUGGCCUCUCAGGCAGACCAGAGGGUCCUGAAGGUCCUGGUGGAGAAGCUUCCACGGCUGGCAGCGCACUUUGAAAAGCACAACAUAGACGUCACCCUCAUAACCUUCAACUGGUUCUUGGUGGUUUUUGUGGAAAGUCUGCCGAGCGACAUCCUACUGCCGCUGUGGGACGCUUUUUUGUAUGAGGGCACCAAGGUGAUCUUCAGGUACGCUCUGGCUCUUUUCAAAUACAAAGAGGACGACAUCCUGAAGAUAAAUGAUGGAGUGGAGAUCUACCAGUACCUGCGCUUCUUUACUAAGACCGUCUCAGACAGCAGGAGACUGAGCAGCAUUGCCUUUGGAGACAUGAACCCGUUCCCACGCCGCCUGCUGAGGAACCGGCGUGUGCAGCAUCUGGAGCGCCUGCAGAAGGAGCUGAAGGAGCUGGAGGAGCUGCAGAAGGAGUUUGUGACAGAGAGAGCCGAGCACAAAGACAAGGAGCUCGACGUGGGUGCCAGCGAGGAUGACGAAGAGAUCUGACUACUGCUGCCAGCUCCAAAGGGCGAGAAGGAAAACCAGUGUCUUUGGUGAACUAACACCAAGCAGCCAACAAGAGGUUAUCCAUUUAUUCUUUCCAGGCCAAAGCUUCACUUAAAAGAUGGAGUUCCUCAUGCAGAGCUUCCUGACCCUGGCCCUCAAAGUCGCCACCAUGCUUAUUUUUUACUUCUACCUGCCGUACUCACACGACUGGCUUAUGGAUACAGAUUCUGCCUGACUGAACACACCUGAUCCAGGCAGUCAGAAUCGGGAUCAGGCCGCGCUGACCUUUGACAUGAGAACAGAGCAAAAGAACACAAGAGGAACACCACAGGCUCUGAUGUUUAUUUCUGUCAUGUAGGCUUCAUUUUGAUGAUGUUUCUAAACAUAAUUUGUCACUGACAGACAUUGGAACCCAAACAUUUCUGUCUGCUCCAUUUGGAAAAACCUCCACCUUAAAGUUAUUUCAUUGUUAAGCUGCACAAAUGUGUUUAAAUGCACAAUGUUUUGUAUAUAUUUGUCAAAUAUUUGCCUCAGAAUGUGUACAUAAAUAUUUUGCAAAUACG
Molecule: messenger RNA, 4523 nt
Organism: Oryzias latipes (Japanese medaka)
Lineage: Eukaryota; Metazoa; Chordata; Actinopteri; Beloniformes; Adrianichthyidae
Source: RefSeq, a predicted model, not a curated record